GCCCCAGUAACUCCGAGACACUCAUCAAGGCAGCAGGUUUAGUGUGAGUGGCUGAUCAGGGGCAGGGGCCAUGGCUGCUGAGGAGGGGGACAAACCACAACUGGAAAUGCCUCUGGUCCUUGACGAGGACCUGACCAAGCAGAUGAGAAUACGGGUGGAGACUCUGAAAAAGAAUAAUGAGAAGCGCCAGGAUGGGGAGAAGCUUCUGCGACCUGCAGAGUUCGUGUACCGCCUAGAUUUCAUCCAGCAGCAGAAGCUGCAGUUUGAGCGCUGGAACAUUAUGCUGGACAAGGCUGGCAAGGUGACCAUCACGGGCACUUCCCAGCACUGGACACCCGAUCUCACCAACCUCAUGACCCGGCAGCUCCUGGAUCCAGCAGCUAUCUUCUGGAGGAAGGAGGACUCUGAUGCCAUGGAUUGGAACGAGGCGGAUGCCCAGGAGUUUGGGGAGAGGCUGUCGGAGCUGGCCAAGAUCCGAAAAGUGAUGUACUUCCUAAUCACCUUUGGAGAGGGUCUUGAGCCUGCCAACCUUAAAUCUUCAGUGAUUUUUAAUCUGCUCUGAUACUGAACCUGGUGGCCACUUCAACAUUUUCCUCCUAUCCUUAUGGAUCAAGGUGUCGGUCCCACACUCACCCCUCUAUUCUUCUCUCCUAGAGCUUGUCUUUUCUUCCCACCCUUUACCCCUCAAACAAAAUCCAAACACCUCACAUUUUUCUGGAUGAAGACAUCUCCCCUUUCCCUCCCUAUACUUUUAAUUCUUCUUUCCUAAUGUUUGCUUAGCUCAUCUUUUCACCCUCUUAAUUUUUUUGAAUUAUGUCUUUCUUCCCAUUCUCUUGUCUUAUUUUGAUCAGGAAAACCAUUCCAUCUUUGACUGCCACAUUCAUUUUUCUUCCCAUCUAUUCCUCUCCUUACCCAAUUCCCUGCCCUCUUGGAUCAGGGUGUUCCUCCCUUCCCUCUCUUUCUAUUUUCCAUCUAGCCCCUCCCUCAGCAAUCCUGUUUACUAAGAGCACUUUGAUCUGUCUUCUCUGUCCCUCAUUCCCACUGUCUUUUUGGAAAAGGAUUAUCCCCACACAUACCCUCAGUCCUCUUGCCUGGUGUUUGUCUCUAUCCUGCCCCCCCUCACCAAUAUCAUUCUUUCCCUUCCUCUGGAUCUCCCUCUUCUUACAGGAUCAGUGUGUCCUAUCCCUCCUUUCAGUCUUCUGGUGUCUGCUCUCCUUCCCCACUAUUUCUCUCCCUCCAUUCCACUGGUCCCCCUCUUUUGGGGGGGGGCAGUGAUAGACUAGUUGUUAUGUCUGAUCUGAGCUCUUGGGUGUACCCAGCAGCUUUGGAGAAACUAUUCAGUGUCUUUACACCCUCCCCCCCCCCCCAACUUCUUCCCCACCCUGGAACAGGAACCUCAACUGAAAUUCUUUGCUGUGCAAGGUGGGGACAACCCUCUGCUUGCUAGCCUAGGGUGUAGUAUUGCAUACAGACUAUUUGUAAGAUUAAUGGAUUAGAGAGGCUGCUAGAUAUUGGGGCAGCAAGGAACUAAGCAGAAGGUUGUGGGGGGGGGAGAAGACAAUAAUAGACAUCAGCUCACACUGGGCAUCUUGUGCUAGUGGAAAACAUACCGUUCCCUCUUUAUCUGAAGCAUGAGAGAACCAUUCCAAAGAAAGAGACCUUUAAAUUUCUAUUUUUUUCCCCAGAGUUUUUACAUCUGCAUCUGAAGCAUGGUUUCUUUUAGUAAAUAUCCAGGGGCCCCAUAUUGCUAUGGAAUCUUGACUCUUCUCCCUGGGCUCUCCUGUGGGCCCUCUCCUCACAGUGUAUGAGCUGACAUGGGCUGCCCCAAGAAGCAAAGUAUGGAAAGAAAAUACUCACUUGGGACACAACCCUUUUGUCUAAAAACUCCCCUCAGAGAGAACUUGGCUCUCUCAGGCUCUCUACCUAGGGGAGGGGAAAGGCAUGGAGCAGUUAAUGUUGGAACCUAGGAGUAAAGGAUUGAUUAUAAGGGUCAUAGGAAAGCUGUCUAGUUCCGUUAGGUUCUUUAAAAGAAAAACAAA
This is a messenger RNA of Monodelphis domestica (gray short-tailed opossum), 2039 nucleotides long. RefSeq names its product olfactory marker protein (gene OMP). Gene Ontology annotation, biological process: sensory perception of smell; signal transduction. NCBI's taxonomy places the organism in Eukaryota, Metazoa, Chordata, Mammalia, Didelphimorphia, Didelphidae. Gene Ontology annotation, cellular component: cytosol; axon; nucleus. The record is from RefSeq and is a predicted model, not a curated record.